Messenger RNA from Eublepharis macularius, 1729 nucleotides. It is a transcript of the gene TINAG, whose product is annotated as tubulointerstitial nephritis antigen. Gene Ontology annotation, molecular function: cysteine-type peptidase activity. NCBI's taxonomy places the organism in Eukaryota, Metazoa, Chordata, Lepidosauria, Squamata, Eublepharidae. The coding region runs from base 123 to 1550 and encodes 475 amino acids. Gene Ontology annotation, biological process: proteolysis. The transcript is spliced from 11 exons. Gene Ontology annotation, cellular component: lysosome. The record is from RefSeq and is a predicted model, not a curated record.
UUUCUGAAUCAUGAAGGCUUCCGGCAGGAACACUGUAGAUACAUAUUUUUGUAAAAUUUCCAUUCAAUAAUACAUAAAAUCCCAUAUAGAAAACCUGGAAGUCAUCCUCUGUAUAUCCAAGAAUGUGGUUGAAGACCUGGAUUUUGAUCUUAUGUCACUUUGCUAUUGUGGGUUGCAUAAAGGAGAAAUUUGUCGCCGGAAAUAAUUUUCUGCUAAAAGACUCUCCUGCUGAAGAUGGCAGUAAUUCUGCAAGAGGGAGACCUGAAAGGGCAGUAUCCAGAGGAGGCUACUGUAGACUACGAGGCUGCUGCCCAGGCAGGGAUGAUGGUUGCAACUUUCAAUAUAAUGCAAGAAAUGCCAUAUGUUACUGUGAUUCCUUCUGUACUUCAGGCUCUCCUGCUUCUAUAGACUGCUGCCCUGAUUUUUGGGUAACCUGCUUUGGACACCCUACCACGCAACCAGCAAACAUAAGGACACGCCCAUUACAGCAAGAGGGUUGUACCAAAGGUGGUCACCGUUAUGGAGAAGGGGCAAUCUUUAAAGACAACUGCAACUCCUGCAAGUGCAUAAACAAUCAUUGGAUGUGUUCAGAUGAAACAUGUCUUGUGAGGCCCAAUUUAAUUAAUCAGAUCAACAGUGGAAGCUAUGGAUGGAAAGCCAGUAACUACAGCCAGUUUUGGGGAAUGAGCCUGCAGGAAGGUUUCAGCCAGCGUCUUGGCACAUUUCCCCCGUCUGCUGCCCUACUGGACAUGACACCUGUUGCAGGUAACUUGAUGACAGAAAUGGAUUUCCCUGAACAUUUUGUUGCCUGGCAUGAAUGGCCAGGGUGGAUUCAUGACCCUCUAGAUCAAAGGAACUGUGCGGCGUCCUGGGCUUUUUCAACUGCAAGUGUUGCUGCAGAUCGAAUGGCAAUUCAUUCCAAAGGCCGUUUCACAGACAACCUCUCCCCUCAAAAUUUGAUCUCUUGUGACACCAGGAAUCAAUAUGGAUGUAAAGGAGGCAGCCUAAAUGGCGCUUGGUCUUACCUAAAAAAUUAUGGGCUGGUGUCUCAUGCAUGCUACCCCUUAUUCUGGAGCCACCAUCCCCACAAUACUUGUGCCAUUUCAAGUAUAGUUGAAACAGAUGGGGAAAGACGUGCUACACAUCCGUGUCCAAAUAAUGUGGAACCAUCCAAUCGCCUUUAUCAAUGCAGUUUUCCAUACAGGAUCUCCUCGAGGGAGGCCAGCAUAAUGGAAGAAAUCAAGGAAAACGGGCCAGUGCAAGCUGUCAUGCAAGUGCAUCAUGAUUUCUUCCUUUACAAAAGUGGGAUUUAUAAGCACAGGAGGAAUGCAGGAGGCCCAUCACAAUCUAGUCAUCAGAGUAAAACUCAUUCGGUCAAAAUUGUUGGGUGGGGUGUACUGCAAGAUACAGAAGAAAAAAGGCAGAAAUAUUGGAUAGUUGCAAAUUCCUGGGGAAAGACCUGGGGAGAAAACGGCUACUUCAGGAUUUUACGUGGACAAAAUGAAUGUGAUAUUGAAAACCUGAUUAUAGCUACCAAGUGUCACUUUUAAAAAGUUUUCAUUUGUGAUAUUUCCCAACAAUUUUUAACAAAUAAAUAAAUAAAUAAAUAAAUAAAUAAAUAAAUAAAUAAAUAAAUAAAUAGGCUGUAUAAUUCAUCAUCAAUAUACACCCUUGUGAUUUGGGGAAGGGGGGCAGAGUAAUUGUUUUAAUUUAGAUAAAUGUGUGUUUU